AUGAUUCUAGUUCAACAUGAAUGCAUCCCACAGGCAAUUCUUGGUAUGGAUAUCGUUUGUCAGGCGAAAUCGGGUAUGGGCAAAACUGCAGUGUUCGUUUUGGCCACGUUACAACAGUUGGAACCCACUGAUGGACAGAUUCAAUGUCUAGUGAUGUGCCACACUCGCGAGUUGGCUUUCCAGAUCAGCAAGGAAUACGAAAGAUUCAGCAAAUAUAUGUCCAUGGUCAAGGUGGGCGUGUUUUUCGGUGGCAUGAGUAUUAAGAAAGAUGAAGACAUUUUGCGCAACAACACUCCACACGUUGUCGUCGGCACUCCUGGUCGUCUGCUGGCCCUCGCCCGUAAUCGUCUCCUGAUCUUGAAAUACAUCAAAUUUUUCAUUUUGGACGAAUGCGACAAGAUGCUUGGAGAUUUGGAUAUGCGACGCGAUGUUCAAGAAAUAUUUAAAAUGACUCCUCAUGAAAAACAAGUCAUGAUGUUUUCUGCAACGCUGAGUAAAGAGCUUCGUCCAGUUUGCAAAAAGUUUAUGCAAGACCCUAUGGAAGUUUACGUCGAUGACGAAGCCAAGUUGACACUACACGGCUUGCAACAGUUUUAUGUUAAGUUAAAAGAGAACGAGAAAAACAAGAAACUCUUUGAACUGCUGGAUUUACUGGAAUUCAAC
Messenger RNA from Soboliphyme baturini, 663 nucleotides. Lineage: Eukaryota; Metazoa; Nematoda; Enoplea; Dioctophymatida; Soboliphymatidae. The record is from the annotation of a GenBank genome assembly.